This is a messenger RNA of Naegleria gruberi, 975 nucleotides long. RefSeq lists its product as uncharacterized. The transcript has a single exon. Lineage: Eukaryota; Heterolobosea; Eutetramitea; Acrasida; Naegleriidae. The coding region runs from base 1 to 975 and encodes 324 amino acids. The record is from RefSeq and is a predicted model, not a curated record.
AUGACUAUAUUACACCAUCGUCAUCAGCCUCACCCUAACCUCCCAACGAACAAUAAGUAUGAUCAUCAAUUAUUCUUCACUUCAUCAUUUGGCAAAUAUCUCCUUCUUCUCACCUUAUUCCUAAUUUUCACAUCAGCAGCUGCAGCAACCCUCAAUUGUACCUAUUCCCAUUCAGAUACUUCCGAUUCUUCUUCCACCUCAUCCAACAUCUAUGAAUAUUCAUCAUUGAGUCCUCCUGUGAAAGGAACUUGUCGAGGACCAAUGCAUAGAACCAUCUCUGCAAUGAAUGUAAUUUCCAAGCUUAAUCUCGGUUGUCCAAGAAAUCAAAUUCCCUACAGUAAGGAAGGAGUUUUGCAAAUUCAAUGUGGGGAGUGUAUUCCUGGAACGAGUGGAACCAGUAACUUGUUGAAUUCAUUUCAAUGUGCUGUCAAUGAAUAUUGUACAGAUGGUGGUAAAUGUAAAUUAAUUAAGGAGCAUCCAUUGUAUGGAGCUGAUUGUCCAUUUGAGGUUUCUUCAUCGAUUGUUAGAUCUGACACUGAGGGAAUUGACACUUGGUGUGGAACUGGUUUGAUUUGUGUUCAACAUAAAUGCGUCAGUUGUAGUGAGGGAGAUGUUGAUAUGAACACUGGUGUGAAAUGUAUCUUGGGAGAGUGGACAUAUGCCUCAUGGAUGGAUUCCACCUUGGAGCCUUCUCCCUUAUUACUUUUUGCAUUAUGUGGAAUUACAUUACUGUAUGCUUUGGUCAAUUGUAGUUGCAGAAGUGUGAAAUUAUUGAGCAAGGUUGUUGAUGACUACAAAGAAGGAAAAGAACACGAAUCUAUUAGAAAAUUAACUCAGGAAUUUGUUUCAGCUCUCGAAAAGGUUCCAGAAAAUUCCAAUCAAGAACCAAAUAAUCAUCAACAAGUAUUAUCGCCUCGAACAACUAUUAAAGAUGUUGAAAUGGCAGAUCUAACAAACAAGAAACGAAAUAAAUAA